GCGUCCGAGCUUUUGAAGAGAAGAUUAAGGCGCGAAUAAGUAUUAUAAACAUUUAUUAUGUAUUAAGAGACGUUUUAUUUCGUUGUAAACUGUUUUAGAACAGGAACUGGUUGGGACGUAUUGGUAAACCAGCUGUAUUAUCGAUACAAAUGCACAAAGUAGAUUGAACACGGUUAUUAAUGGAGCAUUUUAGAUCGAUUUCACCUCUCCAGCAUUUGGAUUUGAAUAAUUUUAACUCUCCUGAAGCUGAAGACAGCAGAUAUGUUCUGACAAGUCCACGUUCACUUGAAUCCUGUGCAAGAUUGGGAGUGAAACCUGUUGAUUUGUUGUUUAGAUCCCUCACAGACUUUAUUGAUGACAACCAGGACUCCUCUCUGGAGGAGGUGACUGCCUUAUAUGAGGAGUACGAGAAAGGAAGAAGAGAACGACUGCACCUGUGUCGAGAGGAGAGAGAGCGGAUCAUACAAGAGGGCUGGAAUAGAAAUUCAUCUGUAAAACCAUUCAGAACUCUGGAAACCGUCCUGGAGCAAACAGCUGAGAGUCAAAGCACAGAUUCCAAAGCCAAAUAUCCAAGUAAGACACACACAGAUGACCGUGUUCAUUCAAAGUCUGCAGUUUCGAUCUCCUCAUGCGGUCAGAAGUUUCCCUACAGCUUCAGUCUGGCCGAUCUCAGACGUUCCCCUGCGAUGGAGCGUCGGCUAAAGAGCCUCUCGCAGGAGAUCAGUCGCAAACUUAGCAUCACCGUCCCAGAAAAAGAUUGCAAGAUUGCUGCAUUGAUGCUGGCUAAGUAUGAAGAGGAGCAGUUUCGCUUACGCCAGAGCAUGUUUGAGGAGCAAAAUCGUGAGGAGGAGCAGAGGCGCGAGGAGGAGCAGCGAGCUCACAUGGAGCAAAAGCGACGGAAAGAACUUCUGCGACAUAUUUUCCGCUGGCAGGAGGACUUGGAGGAGCGGAGGAGGCUGCGAGAAAAAGAGGAGGCGAAGCUUGCGGAGCAGCGCAAGCGGGAGACACUUCGACACGAGGAGCGCUGGAGGAGGCUCGCCGAGGAGCAACAAGCUCGACGGAGGUUCAAGCUUGACGUGGCAAGCAGGGAUGCAAAAGAGCGUAAACGCUACCAGGAGAGGCUCCUGCGGGAGAAGGAGCGCGUUGAGGAGGCGCAGCGAGAGAAGGAGCUGCAGGAGGCACGGGAAAAAGAACACCACGCAAUGAGGAGCAAGCGAAUGCAGGAGAAGAGAGAAAGAAGAAGACUUAAGGAAGAAAACCAGAGGGAGCUACUCAAACACCUCCUCCUAAAAAAAGAAGUUGAGGAGCAGGAGCAUGAAGAGAAGGAGCUCAAGCGAAAAGAACUGGAGGAUAAGCUCCAACGCUCCAAAGAGAACCACGCACUGCUUCUAGAGGCACGGGUGCAGGAAAUGCGAUCACGUGCUGCGAAGGAGGAGGAGCAGAUUCGGAUGGCGCAACAGCGGGCGAGGAGGGAGCACAGGGAUUGGAUGGAGCAGAAGCAAAUGUCGGUGCAACGUUGCCAGCGGAGGAUGCAACAUGCAGCGCUGCAGGCGGAGGAGCAGCAGUGUCGCAGAGCUCAAAGCGUCAGGCGAGAAAACCAGGAGAAGAAGCUUAGCCAUCGCAGAUUACGAGAACGAGUACUGGAGGAGGAGAAGGAGCAGUGGGAGGAGAGACGCAAGGCAGUGGCGCAAAAGGAACAGCGCAGAGAGAAGCUGCAGAAAGAGAGGGCCGAAGCCCAGGAGAGGAGCCGGAAAGUGGCUCACGCCUCCUGCUACAUGCGGGAGAGAGUGAGGGAGCAGACGUCCCGUCGAACCUUCGACCAGAUGGCACGAGAAGCCGAGCUGACCGCUCAACUGGGCCACCUGAAACUAUGAAUAGUCUAGAAAUAAAAAAAAAAAAAAGUAUUUAUGGAGCCAAAUGAAACAACCAUAUAGCCAUUUAAAUGCAAAUACAGCUUGCAUCAGACGUUUUAGACCAGGGGUGCCCAACCCUGUUCCUGGAUAUUGACUUUCCUGCAGAGUUUAGUUCCAACCCUAAUCAAACACACCUGUCUGUAAUUAUCAAGUGCUCCUUGAGAUCCUAAUUAGUUGGUUCAGGUGUAUUUGGUCAGGGUUGGAGCUGAACUCUGCAGGAAAGUCGAUCUCCAGGACCAGGGUUGAGCACUCCUGUUUUAGACAAAGGAGAACCAGUUUUAUGUAUUUUACAGUGCUGUUAAAUGUAUUUUUCAAGCCAAAGACAAUUAAUAAGCUUGUAGAGUACAACAAAAACAGGCCAAGUAUUUAUUAAAUAUGUAUUAUUUAUUGACUUUUAU
Molecule: messenger RNA, 2311 nt
Organism: Labeo rohita (rohu)
Lineage: Eukaryota; Metazoa; Chordata; Actinopteri; Cypriniformes; Cyprinidae
Product: coiled-coil domain-containing protein 177
Exons: 1
Coding region: 180-1874 (564 amino acids)
Source: RefSeq, a predicted model, not a curated record